Lycium barbarum (goji berry) is the source of this 858-nucleotide messenger RNA. Its product is annotated as zinc finger CCCH domain-containing protein 32-like. The record is from RefSeq and is a predicted model, not a curated record. The annotation marks the transcript as partial. Lineage: Eukaryota; Viridiplantae; Streptophyta; Magnoliopsida; Solanales; Solanaceae. Gene Ontology annotation, molecular function: metal ion binding; mRNA binding. The transcript has 4 exons.
AAACUGGGCAAUGCAAAUUUGGCACAACACAAAUUCCAUCAUCCUUAUCCUGCUGAGGUAUCAGAGCGAGCAAUUGCACGUCCAUUUUAUCCGACCGGGGCAUCUCUUCUUGCUCCUCCUGAAGAAUAUAACAGUACAUCAACUAGCUCUAUAGUAGCAAGGCCUCUGCUCUUACCUGGUCCUUAUGUACCUCGUACUUAUGGUCCGGUUCUGCUUCAGCCAGGAGUUGUGCUCAUUCAGAAUUGGAGCACAUACUCGGGACAAGCAAGUCCUGCACUAUCUCCUGGUUCUCAACCCUCUGCCUUUGCAGCGACAUUGGAGGAAAAACAUUUUCCAGAAAGGCCAGGAGAACCAGUAUGUCAAUAUUACAUGAAAACCGGGGAUUGUAAAUUCGGAUCAUCCUGUAGGUAUCACCUGCUGACUCGGUUGCAUCAAAGAAAAACUCUAAAGAGAUACUUGCCUAUUCAUGCUCUGUGCCAUAUGGUGGAACUGGUCCUUAAUUAUGUGACUUAUUGGGCUGCUGGGUUGCAGCCUUGUUCCUUUUAUAUGCAAAGAGGAUUCUGCAAAUUCAGUGGCAUUUGUAAAUUCGAUCAUCCUAUGGAAACACUAGUACGAUAUAGUCCAUCAACUUCUUCUCUUCCUGAUACACCGAAUGCUCCCAACAAUAUGGAGUCUGGUCCUUCUUCAAUCGCAAAUAUGCAGAUGUCAUGUGGGGGUAGUUAGCCAGCGAAGUUAAUGUAAACAGCAAGCAUUAUUUAUGUUUUCCUGGUAAUUUCUGUAUAUAUUAUCAAUACAUAGCUUAAUGUUUUCUUCUUUAAAUUAAAGUAUCUCCUCAUUGUCCCAUUUUAUCAAUGGCAU